Messenger RNA from Camellia sinensis, 2379 nucleotides. The record is from RefSeq and is a predicted model, not a curated record. Lineage: Eukaryota; Viridiplantae; Streptophyta; Magnoliopsida; Ericales; Theaceae.
CAAAUCAUAUAUAUACAUAUUUUCUUGAUGCCUGCAAUCCAACAGUUACACUUAAUUUUCUCUAUUUUAAUUAACACAUUUGAUUGUGAUAUUCUUAGUUGGUGAAUUAUUUGGUCAUGUACGAAAGAGGCAGCCUUGGGCUGAUCCGAAGAUUGUCAAGCAACUCGUAGAUGCAAACUUAUAUGCAUUACUUGGGGAAAGAACUGCAGCAGAUGAUGAAAAGCCUAUUAAAAAGAAGAAGGAGAAGCCUGUUAAGGUUGAGGAAUGCACUACUGCUGUAGAUACUCCGCCAAAACCAUCUGAAGAAGAACUCAACCCCUAUUUAAUAUUCCCUUCACCAGAGGAAAACUAUAAGGUACAUACUGAAAUAUUUUUCAGUGACCGCCCUGUGCUGAGACCUUGCAAUACGAGGGAAAUGCUCGAAAAACAUCUGAAGGCAACAGGGGGGAAAGUAUUUACACGCUUUCCGCCAGAACCAAAUGGGUAUCUACAUAUUGGUCAUGCCAAGGCUAUGUUUAUUAAUUUUGGUUUGGCAAAAGAAAGAGGUGGAUGUUGCUAUCUAAGGUAUGAUGAUACAAACCCCGAAGCUGAAAAGAAAGAAUAUAUUGAUCAUAUAGAAGAGAUUGUGCGGUGGAUGGGCUGGGAACCUUUCAAGAUCACUUAUGCCAGUGAUUAUUUCCAAGACCUUUAUGAAUUGGCGGUGGAGCUAAUACGAAGGGGUCAUGCUUAUGUUGAUCAUCAGACACCUGAAGAAAUAAAGGAGUACAGGGAAAAAAGGAUGAACAGUCCUUGGAGGGAUAGACCAAUUGAAGAAUCACUAAAACUCUUUGAUGAUAUGAAACGGGGCAUAAUUGAAGAAGGCAAAGCAACACUGAGAAUGAAGCAGGACAUGCAAAGUGAUAAUUAUAAUAUGCACGAUCUCAUUGCAUAUCGUAUCAAGUUCACUCCUCAUCCGCAUGCAGGGGAUGCGGGGUGUAUCUAUCCAAGUUAUGAUUAUGAACAUUGCACUGUGGAUUCUAUUGAGAAUGUUACACAUUCGCUUUGUACACUUGAAUUUGAGACAAGGCGUGCUUCAUAUUAUUGGUUAUUGGAUGCAUUGAGCCUUUUCCAGCCUUAUGUAUGGGAAUACUCACGAUUGAAUGUAACUAACACAGUGAUGUCAAAACGUAAGUUGAACCGUCUUGUGAAGGAAAAGCGGGUUGAUGGUUGGGAUGAUCCCCGUUUGAUGACAUUAUCCGGUUUGCGACGUAGAGGUGUUACUUCAACUUCAAUUAAUGCUUUUGUUCGAGGAAUUGGAAUUACUAGAAGUGAUUCUAGUAUGAUAAAUGUUGACCGCCUUGAGUACCACAUAAGAGAGGAACUAAACAAAACAGCACCUCGUACCAUGGUGGUUCUACAUCCACUCAAGGUGGUUAUUACCAACUUAGAAGUUGGCUCAGUAAUGGAUCUCAAUGCAAAGAAAUGGCCUGACGCUCCACUAGAUGAUGCAUCUUCUUAUUAUAAGGUCCCUUUUUCCAAUGUUGUAUACAUUGAGAACUCUGAUUUUCGGAUGAAAGAUUCCAAAGAUUACUAUGGGCUUGCCCCUGGCAAGUCAGUCCUAUUGAGAUAUGCAUUUCCUAUAAAGUGCACAGAUGUAAUUCUUGGUGAUGAUAAAGAGACUGUUCUUGAAAUCCGGGCUGAGUAUGAUCCUUCCAAAAAGACAAAGCCAAAGGGGGUUCUUCAUUGGGUUUCGGAACAUUCUCCUGGGGUUGAUCCGCUGAAGGUGGAAGUCAGAUUGUUUGAUAAAUUGUUCCUUUCUGAGAAUCCUGCAGAACUUGACGAUUGGCUUGGUGAUUUGAACCCCGAGUCCAAAAUGGUGAUACCAGGCGCAUAUGCUGUACCUUCCCUUAAAAAUGCUGCAGUUGGAGACAGAUUUCAGUUUGAAAGGCUUGGCUAUUUUGUGGUUGACAAGGAUUCUUCUUCAGAAAAGCUUGUCUUCAAUCGGACCAUCACACUGCGAGAUAGCUAUGGUAAGGUUGGGAAGUAGGUGAGUUGCAUACAAAUGAUUAUCAAGCAGGCAGCCAGAUUAAAGAAUUUAUGUUUUUGAAUAUUUUGUGUGUAAACUAUUCAUUUUACUAGCCAAAAAAAUAGGUCUAGCAAAAUAGAGCUAACUUCAAAAUUUGUACCUCAUAUUUGCAAAAGUAUUUGCAAGACAAAAAUAUAGCAGCUAAAAUUUCAAAUGCUGUUAUUUCUCUCGCUUGCUGAUUUUGAACCCUAGAUGUGCCUUUCCAGGUCAUCUCAAGACCCUCACCCUUUUUAAUUAUUUCAGAAGUUUUGAAAAUUUUGAAAUGGGUGAAAACAAAAGUAAAAUAGGAAAUGAAAAUUUGGGUUGUUUGUUAA